Molecule: messenger RNA, 1994 nt
Organism: Pelagomonas calceolata
Lineage: Eukaryota; Pelagophyceae; Pelagomonadales; Pelagomonadaceae
Source: the annotation of a GenBank genome assembly
CACUUUAGCAAAUUCCGCCGGCUCUCCUCGCGGACGCGCGGCGUGACGCCACGGCGUGGCUGGGCGUGCCUUGACUGGUUUCGGGAGCUCUGCAGAAUUAUCUGGCUCCACUCGACAGCGGAGAGUCGCUGCCGAGCCUCUUGCCACUGAAGUCCUCAACCUGUUCAGCAGCACGCGGCGCUUCGUUUGGCGCGUGGACUGGUGUAGGGUGAACGGGAGCCAUGGCGAAGGGAAACCUCAAGAAGAGCGCGCGCAAGGAGCGGCGCCAGAGCGUGCAGACGGCGCCGCCGCCGCCGCCGCGGCCCUGGCUCGGGGGCGAGCUCUUCUGGAGCGCGGUGUUCGUCAUUGGAUUGGCCUGCGUGCCGACGACCUUCUACGGCGGGUCGCGGACGCGGGAGGCCUACGUCCUAAGGGCGGAAGAGUUGUUUUCGGACGGCGCCUUUUCUGAAGCGGCCGCGGCUUACAGACGAGCGGUAGCCGUCGAGGAGACGCCGGACGGCCACGUGUUCCUCGCGGAGACCUUGGUAAGGGUAAAAAGAUUGAGGGAGGCCGUGGCGCACUACGAAAGAGCAGCGGCUUUAUACGAUGACCCGCGGGAACGCGCGGCCGCUUUGGCGUCGGCGGCGCGAUUGCACGUCGAGCGCGGCUCCGUCGAGCGGGCCGUGUCCGCCUACGCGCGCGUGCUGAAGCUGGGCGCCAAUGCCACAAAACCAGAUGCAACACGUGCUGCCGACGCGGCGGAUGCUCAUGUUUUGUUAGCUGCGCGGCUCUUAGCCGGCGGGACGCGGAGGCACGUCAAGGCGGCGGCGGCCCAUUUACGACGGGCCGUGGCUAGGGCGCCGGGUUUGGCCGCCGCGCACGCGUUAUUGGCGGACGCUUAUAGAGAUUUGGCGCGGCCGGGGCCCGCGGCGAAGGCGCUAGAGAAAGUCGUGGCGCGGCGGCCUCGGGACGCCGCGGCCUUGGCGGCUCUCGGCGGCGCGCGGUUGGAGUUGGCGCGCUUCGGCGAGGCACUCGGGUCCUACAGGGCGGCGGCGGCCAUGGCGCCGGCCGCAAAAGACAUCGGUUACGCGCUCGCGGCGUUGGGAGGCGCGGGUCUCGCGGCGACGAAGGAAUUCGGCUAUCGAGCACCUGUGGCCUAUGUGGAGCGGCUGUUCGACCUGCGAGCGAGAAGGCGCCUGCUCCGGGAAGAGGAUGAUUCGUGGGAUUCAACAUCGGAAACGAUCGCGCAACUCGCACCAAACAGUACAGAUGAGGACGACGACCGCCCGCUCGCGAAGACCGACUUGUUCGACCACGCGCACGGGUUGCUCUUUGACGACCGCCUCCCGAAGGCGCACGUCAAGGCCAUCGCGUCGGCGCUGCAGGUCAACCUGACGGAAUCGAGCCCGUGGCUCGACGUGCUCGAGCUCGGGUGUGGAUCUGGCGCGCUGGGGCCGUUGCUCCGAGGCGUCGCAAAUAGAUUGCACUGCGUCGACGCUUCUGCGGUGUCGUUGGAAUUCGCCGCCUCUACCAACACGUAUGACGAUCUGGAGCGCGGCGACUUCGCGACGAACAUCCGCAACGCGUCGCCCGGGAGCGUGGAUUUGGUCGUGGCCGUGGACGCGGUACCUUACGUAGGCGACUUAGGUGAUCUCCUCCACGCCAUGGCGCGGGCGCUGCGGCCGGGCGGCCUCGCGGUCUUCAACGCCGACGUCCUCGACGACGACGUCUCGAUGUUCGCGUCGGACAGCGUCAGAGAGACGUUCAAGUUGAAAUUUACGGGCCGCUGGCAGCACCGCGUCAAGUACGUGAAAGCCCAGGCGAAAGGCAAAGGCCUUUUGUUGGAUGCGCACGCCGGCGUCGAGAAGCUGCGUGCGGAAUCACUACUCGGCUGGCACGCCAAGUCCAAGGAGGUCGUGCGGCUCGACGCGGUGUCCUUCGUGGACACGGCGGUGUUCGCGUUCCGGAAGAGCGCCUAGUGGCCUUUUGAGUGCGUAAGGUGCUAUUCCUUUCCA